Eremothecium sinecaudum is the source of this 528-nucleotide messenger RNA. RefSeq names its product glycine decarboxylase subunit H (gene GCV3). NCBI's taxonomy places the organism in Eukaryota, Fungi, Ascomycota, Saccharomycetes, Saccharomycetales, Saccharomycetaceae. The record is from RefSeq and is a predicted model, not a curated record. Gene Ontology annotation, biological process: protein lipoylation; glycine decarboxylation via glycine cleavage system. The coding region runs from base 1 to 528 and encodes 175 amino acids. Gene Ontology annotation, cellular component: cytoplasm; mitochondrion; glycine cleavage complex. The transcript has a single exon.
AUGUUGCUUGGGUUGGUGUCUAGACCAUUGUUUAGGUCUGCUGGAAGAUUGGCGUUUACAGGAAUUCGCUUACAGUCGAACUUAAGCAUUAAUGCUUUGAAUAAACAGCAGCUACCUUUCAGGUAUAUUGGAACUGAACCCCUAGCUGUAAAAUAUACGAAUCAACAUGAAUGGAUAGCUGCUCAUGAAGACGGUACAGCAUUUGUAGGUAUCACUAAGUAUGCAGCAGAUGCUUUAGGUGACGUGACUUAUGUUGAACUUCCUACUAUUGAAACUCAAUUAGAAGAAGGUGAUAACUUGGGAUCGGUGGAAUCUGUUAAAUCUGCAUCGGAAUUAUACACACCAGCAUCAGGUACUGUUGUUGAAGUAAAUGACAAGUUAGACUCUUUGCCACAGCUAAUCAACGAAGAUCCUAUGGGUGCUGGGUGGCUAUGUCGGAUUAAACUUGACGACACUGUUGACAUCAAGAAAAAGCCAGAGUUAAUGACGUUGAACGAAUAUGAGGAGUUUCUACAACAAGACAACUGA